AAUCAAUGAUGGGGAUUAUAAACUACAUGUACAAUACUAAAUUAAACAUAAUAUUGGAUGUAAAACAAAACUACAUACUCGUAUAGGAUUCAAAGAUUAAUCAAAUGCAUACGAUUGUUUAUCAAAUCACUGCAAAUGAGGUAUCAUCAUUAAUUGAUUGCUGUGAGUUGAUGUUUUAAUCAUCUAAUAAACAUCAUAAUAAAUUUGGAAUUAAAUAGCCUUUUCAAAUUACCACAUACAUCUUGAUUCACCAUGUAUCGGCUGCUACGAAUUUGUUCACCACCUUGAUAUUUAUGCGAAGAUGGGUACCACUACCGGGUAACUUCAAUUGCCUUCAAAUCCCCAUGGUGAUAUUACAAGCAAGCGUCAAUUUGACUCGUCAGAAGCAACUGGAAAAUACAUCAAGUAUCGGAGGAAUCAAAGAAGCAGCUUGGGUUUAUUACUGGUACACGAAGCGUCGUUAUCUAAUAAAAGAGAAAGAGUUGAAAGAUCGUUUUACGAUGCGUAUGAUAUAACUUGGAUAAUAGAAGAUCAUGGAGUGAUAUAUGAGAACGCUUCCGCCUAAUGAUGAGGAAUCAACUAUCACGGAAAUCACCGCCAUAGUUCUUCCACGACAGGGAAAAAAUCAGAUUUAAAAAACAGUUACAUUCAGCUUUCUGCAGAUCGAAUGUGACUCAAUUAUCUCGCUCUCACUCGCUCAUCAUUACCAUGGACACAUCAACAAUUCACAGCUGGCACUUUCUAUUGAAGAGUUGGGAUAAUCGAACGUCGGGGAAUUCAAAUGACAUAUCUUGCUCGAGCCUUUUCCACAAAUGGGAAACAAUCUGGUAAUAUUGACUUCGUACUGAUUUAUACUAUAACAAACUAACUAAAUAACUAACAAAAUGGCGACGUCGUCACGCUUAAUGGUAUUUACGGGAUGUCUAUUUAUCGCUAUCAUUCUAUACUCAUUAUCCGAGAACACUUCCAAAUUCACGGAUGACACUUCUGACACGUCUGAGGCAAGAAAAAUCACACAUAAUAGAAUCAUAGAGGAUGCUUUUAAGUUAUAUUAUAACAUGGACGAUGAUAAACAAAAUGUUGGAUCCUCGCCCGUUUGCAAAUCCCAUCAGCCAACUGAUUUAGAUUUGGAUAAAUACAGAAUGGAGAUGAUAGAUCACUUAUUAGAGUACCCUAAACUGAUAAACAGCGACCAGAUUGUACUGAAUAAGGAGUGGUGCACUUACAAUAAGGCAGGGAAUAUAUUCUGUACCGAUAAUGACACAUCAAUGAAGAUCAUUGAGUUUGACAUCUUUAGUAUCAUCGGCGACGAAAUUAUAGACAGGAAAAUCAGUGGGAUUGCAAACCUAGACGCUUUUGUCAAUACACUUGGCGAUGUUCAAAAGAAUUCCCUCAAAGGAAAAGAUAUAUUGAGCAUAGUCCAGGGACGCUCGGGAGGGAGAAUUUAUCGACAAUUCCUUUUCCUGACCUCGAAAUCAAUAUUCAGCGAAGCUAAGUCAAAACACGUGAACAAAGGAUAUAACUUAAAUGUAUUAUUUUUGAAGGACUUCUCACGAUCGGAAUUUUAUAGAAAAUGCCCAGAAACUAGAAAAACACUUCAGACGUUGUUGAUGAAAAAUCAAUGCGCCGUCAUAGAUUUUCCACUUCAUCACGCCGUGUUUUUGAAAGAAAAUGAUGCUCUUCGGGGAUUUCUUAAAGGGAAAACAAACUCUUUUUCCAGUAGACAAACAUCUCUAUUUGAUGAAUAUAGACGUCUUGGUUACAAAAUAGUACGGAUCGAUAACCAGGAUUUACCAAGAACUUGUCAUGCGUGUGAUUUUGACAAAUUUAAUUCAGAUGAGAUUAGCAGUAGUCUUAUUGAUCAACUUAUCAGGAAAUCUAUCAAGAGCUUAAAUGCCAGAUUGAAUUCUGUUUCAAUACGUGAUGAAGUGAGAUACAUCGAGUAUGUAAUGGGAUACAUCGAGGCACUCCUCAAGACGUCAUCACAGCCCCUAUUCUCAUUCAGCUAUCUCUCGAACUUAUUUGAUGAAUUGAAUCUUGAUGGGGCGUUCGCAGAUACAAUCCUAAGCCGCCAUUUAGAAGCAUUGACCGAGUAUGACAAUACAGUCACAAUUAUUGUUAGUAAUAAGGGUAGUACUCGGAAAUUCCUCGAGAACAAAUAUCACACUGUAUUUGAAACGCUUCAGGUUUCAAAUCCUCCCUUAUUUAUUGUCGUUCCUAAUGCCAUCCCGAAACACAUUAGAGAGAUAUUUGCAUCGAUCCAAUCAAAUGCAUUAAAAAUAGUGACGUUGUUGGAUCUAAACAAUGUUCUAAAUCAAAUCGGGAGUAUUCUUUCCUCGAAUGAUAGUGAUUUAAACGAAAUUUACGUUCCUGAGAAUCAAAUGAAUGCAACCCCGAUCAAACAAACGGAUGAAAUAAUAGGUAUGCACCCCAUAUUUGAAACAAACAUGACGUCAAACAGACAUAAUUUAGCAAGUUAUCAUUUCCCUUUUCGAACUUGUGACGACAUAAAUCAGCUCGCUGCCAGCAACGGAAACAAAGAGGUUCAUAUUCUCCCAUGUAUCUGCGAAGGAAAGCAAAUAGAAUUCCCCAACGAUACAAUUCAAGUCGCUUUGGCAGAAUUCGCAAUAGCGCAUAUAAACAGUCUUAUACAUGACAGUGUAAAAUCUCUAAAGAUUCAUGAGGCUAAACAAGCCCAAUAUGCUCCUUGUGCAAAGCUAAGGGGUGUUAGAUUUAUGAAUGUAAAGUCAGAGCGACAAAAUGAUAGCGUAAUAACAAGAAUGGUAAUUACCGCACAUCCGAUACUCAAGAACGUCAAUGAAACUAUCAGUUUGUCAAUAACAGUAAUGGCAUCAUUGAAAAAUAACUCUGUAUUAAACACCACGAUGAUUUAUUACAACGUUCUCGAAUCUACAAAUAAGCUUGAACGCACAGAUACAUUGAAUCCAUUGUGUUUCAGCAAUGGUGAGACACACGAAGUAACAACGCUAUUUGAUGAAAUUCAACAUAGACGGGAAGUGAUGGCGCCUCAUUUUGGGGUAUAUCCAAAGAUUCAUGCUGUUGAUCGGCAUGGUUGCCUGAUUCUACUCAUCAGAGACUAUUCCCAUACUGUCGUAGUUGAAGCAGCUAACAUGUGUUCUGGGAAUUCUGAAUUUACUCUAACCGUUGAUGUUGAACUCCGUAAUAUGAGGACAUCGAGAGUGUUCCCUGUAACGGAAACCAUUUCUCCACGGGAGAAUAAAUUCCUGGGGUAUCUACAACAGACUAGCUAUUACGCUCGCCGCAAACAAUACGCUUUCAUCACGUCUUUCACAAUAAGGUUGAUUUCUUAGUAAUCUAUAUAAAGAUAACUAAGAGAUCUUAUCCAUUUUAUCUGAAAGAAAAUAGCAAAUGACAAAUUCAACACAAUUGUAAAUACUAUAUGUACAGUGUAGAUACGAAUAAUUUGAUACGAAAGGCCACAAAAGACUAAAGAUCCUAGAACCGAUUGUUGUAAGCCAUGUCAUCCUCAUCUUUGUGUAUGUCCUUAUGGACAAGAUAUGCCAAGUGAGAAGGAUGUCAUGUAAUUUUGUUGUAUGUAAAUGGACUUCCUAUGAUUGACAUGCAUGUAAACUGUCGUUUCAUGUAUGUCGAUGUCCUGCGUGUAACUUUGGCGUCAUAUUUUGCAAACUGGACGCCAUAUGAUUGCUGGAAACUGGACGUCUUUGUGUUGUC
Owenia fusiformis is the source of this 3714-nucleotide messenger RNA. Lineage: Eukaryota; Metazoa; Annelida; Polychaeta; Sabellida; Oweniidae. The record is from the annotation of a GenBank genome assembly.